AUGAACCGCCAACUCUCCAUCGAACGUCAUCGCUGCAAAUACCCUUUGGAAUCGCUGCUGGGAUGUUUUCAGUGUGUCCGACCGGACGAACACAUUUCUUACGGGAAUUCAGGGACUGCAGUUCCACCGUUCGGAUGCACAUUCUCCACUGCACCCGGGCAGCAGAACGUUCUUGCUGUGGCGAAUGAGGAAGGAGUUGUGCGACUGUACAACACAGAAGCGACACAAAGCUACGUUCUGAAAGAGUGGCUGGCCCAUGAGAACGCGGUGUUUGAUUUGGCCUGGGUGCCUGGGGAGGCCCGUCUGGUGACCGCGUCCGGAGACCAGACGGCCCGACUCUGGGACGUGAAGACGGGGGAACUUUUGGGAGGUUUCAAAGGUCACCUGUGCAGCCUGAAGUCAGUGACCUUCCCGAAACACGAGAGAGCUGUGUUCUCCACGGGGGGCAGAGAUGGAAACAUCAUGAUCUGGGACACGAGGUGUAGUAAGAAAGAUGGGUUCUACAGACAGGUGAAACAGAUCAGCGGCGCUCAUAACAAGCCCGACAGAAACACGCCACAGACGAAGAAGAAACGCCCACUCUCCAAGGGAAUAGCGCCCUCUGUGGAUUCCCAGCAGGGUGUGACGGAGGUUCUCUUCCGAGACGAUCACACACUCCUCUCCUCGGGAGCUGUAGACGGGAUGAUUAAGAUGUGGGACCUUCGUAAAAACUACACAGCGUAUCACUACAAAGCCACGCCCCUCCAGACGUACCCCUACCCAGGCACCAGCACACGCAAGCUAGGCUAUUCAGGCCUGACUUUGGACUCCACAGGUUCCAACCUCUUCUCCAACUGCACUGAUGACAAUAUCUACAUGUUUAACGUCAGCGGGCUGAAAACCACUCCAGUGGCCACAUUCAGCGGUCAUCGUAACUCCUCGUUCUAUGUGAAGUCCACGGUCAGUCCAGACGACCAGUUCCUCACCAGUGGCUCCAGUGAUCACCACGCAUACAUAUGGAAGAUUUCAAAUCCAGAACAAACUCCCAUGAUGCUUCAGGGUCACAGCCAGGAAGUGACAUCGGUGGCCUGGUGCCCCACAGAUUUUACAAAGAUUGCAUCAUGUUCGGACGAUAACAUGGUCCGGAUCUGGCGACUGGACCGCAGAGUGGAGGACCCGAAGGCGUCUGUGGGGGAGAUGAACCUCGUGGGUUGGGCCCGCCCCAAGCAGCCAUCACGACCCAGGGACUCAGCCGGAUGUCAUUCCGAGCGCACUCCUGCAAAGAGCCCCAGUCUGGGAAGCCUCGGAUCCCUGUCGUCUCCGCAACCCGCGGCCUGCGCUCCCAGCGGAGCUGACCUCCCUCUGCCCUCCAACACCUCUGCUCCUCAACCCCUCCGAGGAGCCGGUACCAGCCCCUCCCACCCCAGAACCCCACCUUCCCUCCACCGAUGGAUUACCAGGACUCCCGGUUCCCCUGGCGACCAGGUCACACCCCCUCUCAGUGAAGUCCUCAGCCCCUUUCCCGAGAGCCCCGCCCAAAGCCCCGCCCUGAGCCAGUCUGCAGAGAGGCGUGUUAAAAGGCGACUGGAAACGGGAAGCACAGGGUGCUGUGGAAAGGGACACAGGUGUGACUGCGUGGCUGACUUGUACCCCGACCCCAAGAGGAGCCGAAGUUUAGCGGGAGUGUUUUGCGCCAACCGGAACGUCCCGAGGCCGAGCCGUGAGGAGAGCGCGACUGACCCCGCGGAGAAGGACGAGGAGAAGCCGGGCACGUCUCGGGAGGCGGAUAAAGAGAACAGCGUUCCCAGGAAAGCGAACUGGCUGUCGGACCUGGGCCAGAGACUGAGGGAAGAGCGAAGGGGACCGCUAAGCCCAAACGGCAACAAACAACGAGACCGACAGAUGCCAGCCUCGCCAGUAUGUACCCCCUGCCCUCACAGAUGCCAACCUCUGCCCCCGGACAGCCCAACACUGCCAGGGCAAAGCGAACCUGCCACAAACGUGUUCUGUAAAACUCAGUCCAUAGCCGCCAGGUUUCCACGACACACAACAAACUCCUCCUCUCCGCAGUCCCUGAAAACCUCCUCUCCCCAGUCCCUGAAAACCUCCUCUCCACAGACACACAGGAUCCCCUCACCUCGCUCCACCAAGAAGAUCUCCGCCUACUUUCAGAGGCAGACUCCGGAAUGA
Chanos chanos (milkfish) is the source of this 2169-nucleotide messenger RNA. It is a transcript of the gene dtl, whose product is annotated as denticleless E3 ubiquitin protein ligase adapter. The transcript is spliced from 15 exons. Gene Ontology annotation, biological process: proteasome-mediated ubiquitin-dependent protein catabolic process; mitotic G2 DNA damage checkpoint signaling. The record is from RefSeq and is a predicted model, not a curated record. Gene Ontology annotation, cellular component: nucleus. Lineage: Eukaryota; Metazoa; Chordata; Actinopteri; Gonorynchiformes; Chanidae. Gene Ontology annotation, molecular function: protein-macromolecule adaptor activity; protein binding. Bases 1 to 2169 code for a protein of 722 amino acids.